AUGAGCCGACUUCCCCCAAGCAUGUGGUGUGAUCGUCCGAUUGGUUAUAACUCAUCUUAUCCAUUAAGCUGUUGGUGCUUCUGUCUGAUUGGUCAGCUCUUGAUCCAAUCCGUUUCUCAUCUCUACACUUGCUUCUCAUCCACUCCUGAAGCUUAUACUUCUCUCUCAGUAGCUGGGUGUCUCUCCCUGAUAGCAUUAGGUAUUCUUGGAGCUUAUCCACGCCCUCUCUCCUCUUUAGCAGCUGGUGUCGUUGCCCAAUUGAUCAUCCUUAUCUUCCCAAGUAGCUGGUGUCACCACUUGGUUGGCUUAGAACAAGAUUGCUCCAAAUGUACGUUUCCUCGUCCAGAGGGUUUCGUACGUUUCCCUGUCUGGAGGGUUUCGUCCCCGUCGUGCUUGAGAAUUAAAAUCUCCUAUUUUAAUCCUUCUCUCAUUUCCAUGUUUCUGAGCUUCCACAUAGUUGCUUGGAAAUGUGCGGAAUACCUCCAUCCCGAACAUUUACGUUUCUUGCAGUCGUUGCGGGAUAGAUCUUGGGCGUCCGUCCCAUCUCUCAAUCUGCUCGUCCGAUUUGCAUUCUGCUUCGACCAAACUUCUUAG
This is a messenger RNA of Microthlaspi erraticum, 594 nucleotides long. The record is from the annotation of a GenBank genome assembly. NCBI's taxonomy places the organism in Eukaryota, Viridiplantae, Streptophyta, Magnoliopsida, Brassicales, Brassicaceae.